UAUCGCAUGUAAUUAAUUACAAUGGGACACUUCUUCUUCAAGCUCGACAAGCACGCUCUCUUAUUGAUCUUCUAUCUUGUUCUCUUUUUUCUUGAUCUUCCUCUUCCGGUCAACUCACAGCACCAAAGAAAUUCUUCACAUGCAGCUGAUUCAGCAACAAUAAUAAAAGCAAGUGCAAUAGUAUCAGUGGAUAGGAGGGGUGGCGGUGGCGGUCACGGAGGUGGCGGUCAUGGAGUUGGCGGUCAUUCCGGCAGUGAUGGGCACGGGAGUAGCAAGGGAAUGAAUGGUGAUCAUAGUAAUUUGCCCAUUCCUUUAUAUGGCGCAGCUGCAGGUAGUGCUGGUUACCGCAACAACGACCAUCAUCAUGGUACAAGUAAUGGUAUUUUGAAUUCUGUUUAUUUUUACCAUUAUUUUCUUUUGUUUAUUCCAAUUGUUACAUUGUUCGAAAUCUCAAAAUUGCAUAUAAAUUCUAAUUAAUUAAGUAUGGCACACAUCAUCAUUGAA
Molecule: messenger RNA, 504 nt
Organism: Arachis duranensis
Lineage: Eukaryota; Viridiplantae; Streptophyta; Magnoliopsida; Fabales; Fabaceae
Exons: 2
Coding region: 22-477 (151 amino acids)
Source: RefSeq, a predicted model, not a curated record